AUGGCUUGGGCAUUGCUUUCUAUUUUGGCAGUGUCUGUAGCGCUCUGUGGUACCGUGAUAGGAAAUGUACGGGGCUUACCAAGAGCCGAUUCAUACCGUGAAAAGUCGUUCCGGGAAUUUCAAGCCACUCGCUAUAGCAAGCCUUCUCCGUUUGGUCGCAUGCGCUGGUCUUCCGCCACAUCUUCUGCAACGGCCGCAGCAUCAAAAGGAACCUUUAGCGUGUUGGACUAUGGUGCAGACCCAGCGGGCAUAAAGGAUUCAGCGAAAUCCAUUCAAAACGCAAUCGAGGAUGCCCAGAAGCAACUCUGGAACGAACCAGCAGUAGGUGGAAACGUUGCCGUCUCUCUAGAAGGAGGUUCUUAUCUUAUUUCGAAGCCCCUGAACUUCAGCCUACCCUGGAAUCAUGUCGUGGCUGGUCGGCUGACGUUUCGUGACGGGGGCCUGAUGGCAGGCUGGAAUCAUAGCGAGGGCUAUCUGCUUCAAGGUGACUUCACCACGGUGUACCUGGAGAGUUUGAAUUUGGAUGCGCGACAUCGCGGUGGUUGCAUUGACAUGCACACGCAUGAGCAAACAUUCAUACACAACGUAUUUUUCUCGCAUUUCUCGUCGGUGGGUUUGAACAUUGGCGACGGGCAUGAGCUACUGGUGGACGAGUGCAACUUCGAAGAGUAUGCGUUCAGCGAGGAUCAACGGGAGCUACAGUACCCCUUCACUGGCACAGCUAUUCUUGUUGGCUCACCGGAUAAUCAAUUCUGGAACAUUAUUGUGAAAUGCUGCAAGCAGGGCAUCAUCACUCGCGGCCAGAACAUCUUCAGUGGCAUCCACCUGUGGCCAAACUGUGCCAACUUCUCCAUCUCGGACAGCUAUUCGUUCAUCGCCGGCCCGGAAACGCGCAUCUGGGGUUCGUACAUGGAUGGGUCUGGUGUGCUGCUCACGCAGCCUGCUAAUGUUCACAUCACCGAUAGCUGGUUUUAUGGCCCGUACGGUGGACUCACGCUACAACUGAACAACACAAAGGAGCUGGGAUGGAUGCACGACGUCAUCAUCCGUCACAACACCUUCCACUGCCACCUGGGCUGCCCGCGGCUGCGCACGCUCGGGCUCGAGGCCACGACCAAGAUGGCCGUCCACGACGUCAUCGUGCGGGACAAUCACUUCGACAACCAAUCCCUGGCGAUAGGCACCUAUGCCCAGGCGACACACACGUCAACGGAGCCGGGCAAUGAGUUCUCGGUGGACUUCACGGGUAAACUGCUCUUCCCCGUUCCCGUUCAGAACUGCCACGUUCAAUACUCUUUCCAACUGCUCACUGUGAAUGCUGACAUUGGCACACACUUCAUGAUUCCCAGCAAGGGCUUGUAUGACGUCAGAGUGUUCAUAGUUGCCAAGGAGCCGGUGAAUGGAAGAGUUUUCGUUUCUGUGGAUCAAUCUAACUGCACUGAUGUUGAAUGA
Sycon ciliatum is the source of this 1452-nucleotide messenger RNA. RefSeq lists its product as uncharacterized. Bases 1 to 1452 code for a protein of 483 amino acids. The record is from RefSeq and is a predicted model, not a curated record. Gene Ontology annotation, molecular function: polygalacturonase activity. Lineage: Eukaryota; Metazoa; Porifera; Calcarea; Leucosolenida; Sycettidae. The transcript has a single exon.